GCAGGUGACAAACCAUAUUCUCACCAUGAAGAUUGCCGCUUUCUUCAUCGUUAUUCUGGGCCUCGCCAAUGCUGAUGGUGAAGCGGGCACAGCACAGCCUCCGACAGGGAAACCUUUGAGCAGUGACAAAGCUAACGGUUGUGCCUAUCUAUUCAGUUCCUGCAAUCAUUUUUACAAUAUCUAUAAGGCCAGUCCUCAAAAUGAGAAACCGGAAAAAAUGAAAUGUGUUGUUGACAUAUUGCUGCAAAUAGUGGGUGCGUUAGCCUCACACAUUAAUAUUUCAGUACCAGAUUUUUUAUCAUGUAUGGGUAUUUCAUCUACAGCUGUUAAUGCAUAUAAGACUGGAGACAUGAACGGAUUUUAUGGAUCUAUAUCUGUUGACUUAUUUUACAAUACUGUUCAGACUUCUUUGAAAAUAAUUUUCGCAGUUGGUGACAAAAUCUUAGAGGAUGUAAUAGCGUCUGUAAACAGCGAUUUGGGAAUUACGCCAGACGAGGAUUGCAACUGUCCCGGAAAUUCACCUACUGAAAUACUUGAAAAAUACAAGAAUAGUCUUUUGGGAGGUUUAUUAACUGGACUAUUCCAAGUGGCAGAUGGUGUUGUUACUGGCCUUGGUGGUGUUGUUGAUACCUUGAACAAUAUCUUGUCUGGCUCUGGGAAUAAUGUAGGGGGUGUCGUUGAUGAUCUUGGUAAAACCGUGUCUGGCUUGGUGAAUAAUUUAGGGGAUACCCUCGGUAAUGCUGGUAAAACCGUGUCUAGCGUGGUGAAUACCGCAGUCAAUGCCGUUGAAGGUACUGUUGGCACCGUGGGCAAAGCCUUGUCUGACAAGACGAAUACCGGAAACACUGGUAUCCUAACGGACCUAGGACUUUAGUGCACAUAGGUUUCGUGCAUCAGUGAAACCCAUUUGCCUGGCCGGAGCAUGAUCUAAUCAUACACAUGAACCUGUACAUCUAUAAUUAAUCAGCAGACUAUCUUUUAAUUAUUUUAUGUAGAGAAAUUAGAUCUUCUGAUUUUGAUGCUGUGAUUUACUUCUUCUCAAUAAAUUUCAUUCUA
Molecule: messenger RNA, 1056 nt
Organism: Pseudophryne corroboree (corroboree frog)
Lineage: Eukaryota; Metazoa; Chordata; Amphibia; Anura; Myobatrachidae
Exons: 10
Coding region: 26-874 (282 amino acids)
Source: RefSeq, a predicted model, not a curated record